AUGUCCGACUUUGCCGACCGAAGACACAAGAAACUCAUUUUAUUCGAUGUGGAUGAGACACUGACGCCAGCUAGACGCUCCGCGUCGCCAGAAAUGAUUAGCAUCCUUCGUGAGCUUCGAAAGCAUUAUGCGAUCGGAUUCGUUGGUGGAUCCAAUCUCGUCAAGAUACAGGAACAACUUGGUGUUACAGGAAACAAUGUCUACGAUGACUUUGACUUCGCCUUCGCCGAGAAUGGCCUAGUUGCUUAUAGGAUGGGAAAGAAACUGGAAUCUCAAUCUUUUAUCAAAUUUAUCGGUGAAGAGAAAUACAAGACGCUCGUCAGUUUCAUUCUUCACUACAUUGCUGACCUGGAUAUUCCAAUCAAACGUGGUACCUUUGUUGAAUUCCGUAAUGGUAUGGUCAAUGUUAGCCCAAUUGGGAGAAAUGCUACCAUUGAGGAACGAGGCGAAUUUGAGGCCUACGACAACAAACACAAAUGGCGUGAGGCUUUCGUGGCAGUACUGCGCGAGAAGUUCCCCGAUUACGGUUUAACCUUUUCAAUCGGUGGCAAGAUCUCCUUUGAUAUCUUCCCUCGAGGAUGGGAUAAGACUUACUGCCUGGAACGUAUACAAGACGAAGGGUUCGAGGAAAUUCACUUUUUCGGCGAUAAGACGCACCCAGGAGGAAAUGAUUAUGAAAUAUUCUCCGACUCAAGGACUAUUGGACAUUCUGUUACGAGUCCCGAAGACACUGCACGUAUUCUGAAGGAGCUUUUCUUGCAGGGCUAGAAGAGAAUCAAGGAGGCGUUUUAUAUGUACUGACAUCGUUUGGACACCGGCUAGAUAUAAGAUUUAUAGAGCAUAGAAGUAAUUUAUCUGAGACAGGUU
Messenger RNA from Fomitiporia mediterranea MF3/22, 867 nucleotides. Its product is annotated as eukaryotic phosphomannomutase. The transcript has 7 exons. Gene Ontology annotation, biological process: GDP-mannose biosynthetic process; mannose metabolic process; protein N-linked glycosylation. Bases 1 to 768 code for a protein of 255 amino acids. Gene Ontology annotation, cellular component: cytosol. The record is from RefSeq and is a predicted model, not a curated record. Gene Ontology annotation, molecular function: phosphomannomutase activity. NCBI's taxonomy places the organism in Eukaryota, Fungi, Basidiomycota, Agaricomycetes, Hymenochaetales, Hymenochaetaceae.